CGAGAACCUCGUAAUGUAAAUCAACAUGCUCGUCACCGUCUGUUCGAGUUCCACGCUGCCUGCUCUGCGCAGACCCGAGCGUUGACUGCCCCUCAAACCCUGACAUCACCUCGCUUCCGAUUUUUUUUUUUCUUCUCUCCGGACCCUUACAUCCCGCCUUUCAAAACCAGACGACCGCUCACUCGACAUAUCUUUAGUCUCCUUAGCCGAGGGACUCCUCCCGUUCGUCUGCUGCUCGCCGUCUUGCCAACUUGACGACGAGUCCAGGGCAAUUGGGGCCCUCAGCAUGGUGCGCAACAUUAUCGUCAUCGGCGGGAACUCCCACCCCCAGCUCACCGAGCAAAUCUGCAACCACUUGGGCAUUCCACCCGCUAAGGCCCUCCUUUCCAAAUUCUCCGUGGGCGAAACCCGUGUCGAGAUCGGCGAGUCUGUUCGUGGGAAAGAUGUCUUCAUCAUCCAGUCGGGUGGCGGCAAAAUCAACGACCACCUGAUGGAGCUUUUGAUCACCAUCUCCGCCUGCAAGACAGCCUCGGCCAACAGGGUCACGGCCGUGCUCCCGCUCUUCCCCUACUCCCGUCAGAGCGAUAUCCCCUACAACAAGACCGGAGCACCUCUUUCGAAGAACGGGCACGCCAGAAACCAAGGCAGCUACACAUUCGAGAGUCGUCCGCAGACGCCCUACAUAUCGCCGAGCGACGCUCGUCCUAACAGCGAAGUGCUUCACAAACGCAUGAGCGAGCUCCAGAUGAGCAACGGCGUGUCGAGCAACGGCGGCAAGAACGCACGCUUUGCUGACGGCCAGGUCAACGGUGACCAUACGGAGUCUCCCAAAAAGAACACUUCUGAUUACUUCGAGCAAGAACAGGCCGCUGGCCGGUCGUCAGUGAACGGCAUUAAACCAGCGGACAAUCAAAUUGUCGCUGAUCGUUCGAAGCCGCCUGUUUUCGAGCCACAGCGAGGUUACCGGCAGUGGGUUGCCCAGGCUGGCACAUUGAUUGCCGACCUCCUCACCUGUGCAGGAGCAGACCAUGUUAUCACCAUGGACCUGCAUGAUCCGCAGUAUCAGGGAUUCUUCGAUAUUCCCGUUGACAAUCUGUACGGGCGCCAGCUACUCAAGCACUACAUCAAGUACAAUAUCCCCAACUAUCAGCAAGCAGUUAUAGUCAGUCCGGACGCCGGCGGCGCGAAACGCGCCACAGCCAUUGCGGAUGCUUUGGGUAUGCCCUUCGCGUUGAUUCAUAAGGAACGCCGCCCCACUCAGAUUACUGAGCGCCAGAAUGCAUCCAUGAUGCUUGUAGGCGACGUGGCGGAACGCACCGCCAUCUUGAUUGAUGACCUAGCAGAUACGUGCAACACAAUCACCCGCGCAGCCAAGCUACUGAAAAAGGAGCACGCUACCAGGGUCGUAGCCCUCGUUACCCAUGGUAUCUUUAGCGGCGAUGCUAUUGAAAGACUAAAGGCUAGUGCUCUGGAUUUGGUCGUCACGACGAACAGCGUCGAUCAGAGAGAGCAUAAGGCGUUACUCGGUGACCAGCUUCACGUCCUCGAGGUUGGUCACGUGUUUGCAGAGGCUAUACGUCGUGUACACCAUGGUGAAAGUAUUAGCGUCUUAUUCAACUACGAUUAACCUUGCGAGAUCCACUCCUGCUUCGAGGCGCAAAAUUGGACAACACAGGUUAAUUUGGACAAUACGGUUAAUUUCGGUGGAUAGAGACAAGCAAAGACGUGGGAGGUUUCUGUUGAGCUAAGGUCAUAGGAGAGAAUUUUCCACAGCAGUGACUUCCCUUCAGAAAAGCAGCGAAGACGCAAAAAAACAAUCCUUUCAAGCUUUCCUAGUAUCAAACCAUACACUCCACCAUUUGCGUGGGAUCUAAUUUUUUCCCACUCACCAGAUAAGGGGAUUGGAGCUGCGACGGGCGUAAAGAAGCACUCAAACAAAUACCUAGGGUUAGGUGAUGUGAAAACGCGCUUCUGAUAACAUGUCACCUGCUUUUGUAAUAGGAUAGCUUUGACUACACCAGCAACGGCCCAAGAUGCCCUGUCUGGACAAAGAAUUGAGCUUCGACCUGCACUGGACGUGCACCAUCGUAGUGCCUCUCUCGUUUCUGGACCGCUAUUAAAAGCAUCGCCUUCCAUUCUGUUAGGCAAUAUCUUGGAAAGUAGUCAAGAGCAUGGACUUUAGAUGGUAGCUUCUCCUGAUGCGGUUCGAUAAUACUCAAGGCAACCUUCUGAAGCUAGAUGUGUUAUGACAAGAUUAAGAGGCGUAAGCGACAAAAAGGAAUUUUACGUUCGAGUUGAUACCUUUUUCGGCCUAACAUACAACAAGGAAAAUUUAUCAUAUUAUCUGAAAGAGCGAAUAGAGCCCUAUGAUUUGCACAAGGAUCUCGAUUACAAAUGAGAAAAAGCUAACGAUUCAG
Messenger RNA from Verruconis gallopava, 2417 nucleotides. RefSeq lists its product as uncharacterized. Lineage: Eukaryota; Fungi; Ascomycota; Dothideomycetes; Venturiales; Sympoventuriaceae. The record is from RefSeq and is a predicted model, not a curated record. The transcript has 3 exons. Gene Ontology annotation, biological process: purine nucleotide biosynthetic process; 5-phosphoribose 1-diphosphate biosynthetic process. Gene Ontology annotation, molecular function: magnesium ion binding; ribose phosphate diphosphokinase activity. Bases 287 to 1627 code for a protein of 446 amino acids. Gene Ontology annotation, cellular component: ribose phosphate diphosphokinase complex; cytoplasm.